GAUUUGAUCGAUUGAUUUCUGGCGGAUCGCAUUUCCAGCCGCCACCGACUGCCCUAGUAAUUUCCUAAUUGUAUUCAUAUAUUUUUCAAAAAGAGCUUAUGUUGACGAAUUGGAUUAUCGAUAUCUGCACCAGCACAACGUCCGUUUAUCAGCAGCGACCCCAUCACAGUCACAAUGCCUGCAAACGUUUAACGAUAAGCGAGCCGAGCGCCACUGCCACAACAAACCGCAGUACACCGCGAUUAGCUCUCACCCUGGGAUCAUCGAUCUGUUGAUGAAUUGUUGAAUGUUGAUGUAUCAGGAAUUUAGCAUAUCGCUCGUCAACUAAACCUGAAACAGCUGUAUUCCAGCAAGAAUGGAAGUCGACAGCGAUCUCAACCAGACCGAUCACCAUCAUCACGAUCACGCAGCCGCAUCUCACGGCCACGGCGGCAUGUCCCACGGGAUGUUUUUUCACACCCGCACCACCGAGACCAUAUUGUUCGAAGCGUGGAAUGUCCAGCGAACCGAGCAGCUGGUCGGGUCGUGCCUGGUUAUCUUUCUGUUAGCGGUGUUUUUCGAAGGCAUCAAGUAUUUGCGCAACUGUCUGCUGCGCAAAGCUACUCUGCGCCGUGGUAUGCUGCGGGCGGAUGACGGUCCCGCGACGACGGCGGAGGUGCGGGUGGUCGGGGGGAAGAAUGGGUUCCUGCAGCGUACCUGCAAUCGCGAUCACUUCGCACAGACCCUGUUGUACGUGCUGCAGUUCAUCGUCGGUUAUCUACUGAUGCUGGUGUUUAUGACGUACAAUGUGUGGCUGUGUUUGGCCGUGGUGGCCGGUAUUGGGACGGGCUAUUUCCUCUUUGGGCAGGAAAGGCUGCUGCCGGAUGCCGUCGGGACGGAUGCACAGAAUGGGGACUGUGCGUGCCAUUGAUAUGUGAAUACAGAAUCCGAUCCGGUUUUUUUAUGUGUCUCUUUCUCCUCGGUUGAUACCGCUUUCUGCGAAGGCUUGGUUUUUAAUUGAUUUUCGACUGUUCGUUUUAUUUUUUGUUGGGGUUUUACUCUCCUGGGUGUUCUCCGCUUUCUCCCUGUUUGUAUGUUUGUUUACUUGUUGGCUUCAUAUGUUUUGGACAAACAAAGAAACAUGCUCCUCUAAUUUUCGUGCCGUCGUACCGCACUUGCCAUCAAGAAAGCAUUUAUUUUAUCAGUUUGUUAUCGUUUCAACUUGUGUGUUUCUUUUGUUGAUAUAAAUCAGUGUAAAAUAAUCCAUUAUUAAAAAAAAACUGUAUUUACGAUUUCCACUCAUUAUUUCUGUUUUGUGUUAAGUGUUAAUCUGCAUACUGCAUAUUUAUCACUUUUUGUUAAUAAAUUCCACUCCAUUGCCGCGGAAACUUUUUUGGUUUUCGAAAAUAUUUUUAACGUGAUUUUUGCAAUAUAGAAUGGCUUUGAUUUAGUUCUUGGCUUGUUGCACGUGAUACCGGAGAAUACUUACAAGAAACGCUUCGCAUUUCGUUUGCACCAUCUGAGAUUACGUAAUAGGAAAUUAGGUACCGUAUUUGACAUCGAUAGCCAUCGAGCUGAUAAAGAACAGAUUUCAGCUUAUUAUAGUUUCAGAAUUCAGAUUAUAAUCAUUUCCUACCAAAGCUUUAUAGAAUUUUCGCAU
Molecule: messenger RNA, 1639 nt
Organism: Paramacrobiotus metropolitanus
Lineage: Eukaryota; Metazoa; Tardigrada; Eutardigrada; Parachela; Macrobiotidae
Product: high affinity copper uptake protein 1-like
Exons: 2
Coding region: 356-910 (184 amino acids)
Biological process (GO): copper ion transmembrane transport
Cellular component (GO): membrane
Molecular function (GO): copper ion transmembrane transporter activity
Source: RefSeq, a predicted model, not a curated record